CGAAAGGGUCUUACAAGGAGAGAAAGCAACUUUUCUUCCGAAUUUCCGAAAUAUAGAUAACCUUCAGAUUCAUUUCAUAAGUGCCGUUCAUCAGCCAGUACUCUUGCUUUGUUUCUUUUUUUCAAGGAAGAGGUGGUUCAAGGGCUCUCGUUUUUAUUGUAACCAUGGCGAAAAAGAGUUUGUCCACCAAAAAUAAACUGAAGAGCCUGUUCUCUAAAAGCGAAGUCAACCUCGAAGAAUCUGCAGAAAAUGAUGUCAGUGGAAGCGACGGAGGCAAAAUUUUAAAACUCUUCAAGUGGAAGAAAAAGAAAAAGACUGAGCCUGAGGCCGAUAAAACCGAAGAGAAGACAGUCAGCCAGACUGAAUUGGAUGGUUCCGGAACAGGUCUGGACAAGGAUGGUAUCGAUUGGCCUAAUGGUGGAAACGGCAAGAAGCUCAAAAUGUAUGGCACCGCUCCAAGGUCAAAGAAAGGGUUACUCAGCUACUCUGAGACUGACCUCCACAAGCCCCGGAAAUUUAAAACGUUUUCUUUCGCCUGGAAAAAGAAGAGCAAGCAACGUGCAACCACGCCUUCCCAUAAUGCAACAGGGCCAGACACCCCACAGGGCCAGGAGGAGGAUGACCUGGAGGAGAGCGUGGACCUGACCCCUGACCCAGGGCACGCCACUGAUAGGCGGGUCAGAUUCUCCGACCCCGAGCCACCUGAGCCGCUGGUUAAUCUCCCUCCACCUUACGGCCCUGUUGACCAAUCAAAACCGUACAAAGAGAUACCAGACACUCCUGCUGUCCCGGCCGGGACGGCACCAGUGCAUGUGGGCGGAGAGGAGGGCCAGGAAGUGCAGGCUAAGGGCCCAGACGAGCCUGCUCCACUGACUGGGCGUGGGGAAGAGCGUGAGGAAGAGCGUGGGGAAGAGCAUGAGGAAGAGCAGAGCUCAGCGGCCUCAGCUGCUUUGGCGGCCCUCUCGCGUGCUGUGUCCCUGCGCAGUGGCCUGCCCAACACAGAGCCAGCUAGCCCCUCUCGCUCUCCCCCCACUCCGCCAGUGGCCCCCGACACUGAUUCCCCCCUCCCGGAAACAGAUCUCCCUCAUGACGACGCCUCCCUUCUCAAAAAUGAAAUCUCUGAAAUGGCCGGCCCAAUAUCUUCCCUCUCAGAGCCUGUCGCUUCCAACACUGACCUGUCUUUCCCAAAAAUUCCGCUUUCUGACACCCCUAUUCCCGACUCAGACCUCUCGUUUGCUCUUGCUGGGGAAACUAACAACUCUCUCCUCUCAGAAGUUCUUGGUGGAAUCUCUAAAACCUCCCUCCUUAGUACUGACCUGUCUGAUGCAGCUACCCUUCCUAAUACUGACAGCUUUGUCCCAAAAACUGAGGUCUGUGACACUGUCAUUCCUGAUGUCGACACCUCUCUCCCUAACACUGACCUCUCUGACACUGUUGCCCCUAAAAGCUCUGCCAAUCCAAACACCUCUCUUGCAUACACUAAUUUUUCUGAUGCCCUUUCCCAUGACAUAGAUUCAUUUUUCCCCAAAACUGAAAUCUCAAACAUUGAUGCCUUGGACCCCAGCUUUUACAGCACUGACCCCUCUGACACUACUGUUACCAACACUGACAGCUCUCACAAAAUUGAGGUCCCUGCUAGUAACCUUCCUGGCACCGAUAUCACCCUCAAAUACACUGACCUGCCUGAAACUGCUGUCUAUAACACAGGCACCUCCUCUGCCAAAAUGGAGAUCUAUAGCAGUACCAUUCCCAAAACCUCGCUUCCGUACACUGAUUUUUCUGAUGCCCUUUCCCAUGACAUGGAUUCAUUUUUCCCCAAAACUGAAAUCUCAAACAUUGAUGCUCCAGACUCUUCUAUCCCCAACACUGAUCAUUCCAGCCCUGUCAUUAUCAAAACUGUGCUCUCCCCGGCCAACGAUGAAAUUUUCUUUCCCAAAACUGACAUCUAUCAACCUGCCAACACUGACCCCUCCACCCCCAACACUGACAUCUCCAGCCCUGUCAUUAUCAAAACUGUGCUCUCCCCAGCCAACAAUGAAACCUUCUUUCCCAAAACUGACAUCUAUCAACCUGCCAACACUAACCCCUCCACCCCCUACACUGACAUCUCCAGCCCUGUCAUUAUCAAAACUGUGCUCUCCCCAGCCAACAAUGAAACCUUCUUUUCCAAAACUGACAUCUAUCAACCUGCCAGCACUGACCCCCCCAGCCCCAACACUGACCUCUUCAGCCCUGUCAUUAUCAAAACUGUGCUCUCCCCAGCCAAUGAUGAAACUUUCUUUCCCAAAACUGACAUCUAUCAACCUGUUAGCACUGACCACCCUAGCCCCAACACUGACAUCUCCAGCCCUGUCAUUAUCAAAACUGUGCUCGCCCCAGCCAACGAUGAAACCUUCUUUCCCAAAACUGACAUCUAUCAACCUGCCAGCACUGACCCCCCCAGCCCCAACACUGACCUCUCCAGCCCUGUCAUUAUCAAAACUGUGCUCUCUCAGGCCAAUGAUGAAACCUUAUUUCCCCAAACUGACAUCUAUCAAUUUGCCAACACUGACCCUUCCACCCCCAACACUGAUCAUUUCAGCCCUGUCAUUAUCAAAACUGUACUCUCCCCGGCCAACGAUGAAACCUUCUUUCCCAAAACUGACAUCUAUCAACCUGCCAACACUGACCCCUCCACUCCCAACACUGACAUCUCCAGCCCUGUCAUUAUCAAAACUGUGCUCUCUCAGGCCAAUGAUGAAACCUUAUUUCCCCAAACUGACAUCUAUCAAUUUGCCAACACUGACCCUUCCACCCCCAACACUGAUCAUUUCAGCCCUGUCAUUAUCAAAACUGUACUCUCCCCGGCCAACGAUGAAACCUUCUUUCCCAAAACUGACAUCUAUCAACCUGCCAACACUGACUCCUCCACCCCCUACACUGAUCAUUCCAGCCCUGUCAUUAUCAAAACUGUGCUCUCCCCAGCCAACGAUGAAACCUUCUUUCCCAAAGCUGACAUCUAUCAACCUGCCAGCACUGACCCCUCCACUCCCAACACUGACAUCUCCAGCCCUGUCAUUAUCAAAACUGUGCUCUCCCCAGCCAACAAUGAAACCUUAUUUCCCAAAACUGACAUCUAUCAACCUGCCAGCACUGACCCCCCCAGCCCCAACACUGACCUCUCCAGCCCUGUAAUUAUCAAAACUGUGCUCUCUCAGGCCAAUGAUGAAACCUUAUUUCCCAAAACUGACAUCUAUCAACCUGCCAGCACUGACUCCCCCAUCCCCAACACUGACCUCUCUGAUGGUCUUGCCCCCAACACUGAGAACAUUAUCACUUCCUAUGCAGAUGUUCACCUCAGAAACACUGAUCUUUCUGCUCCAAAUCUCCCCAACAUUAACUCCUCCCUACAAAACACUGACCUUUCUAACAGUGUUACUUCCAACACUGAUGAGGUCUCUGAUGUUGACAUAUCCCACCCUGAGCUCUCUAGCCAUGUCAUUAUCGACACUGUGCUCUCCUUGGCCAAAGAUGAAGCCUCCUUUCCCAAAACUGACAUCCAUCAACCUGCCAACACUGACCUCCCUAACAGUGUUACUCCCAACACUGACAUUUCGCCCCAUUACACAGAUCUUUCUGAUGCUGUUGAAAUCACAAAUGUUGUUGCCCAAGACAUUCACAACUCAGAUCCACGUUUUCCUAACAUUGACUCCUCCACUGCCAACACUGACCUCUCUGAUGGUCUUGCCCCCAACACUGAGGUCACUAAUGAUGUCCCUUCCCAUACAGAUUUCCCCCUCAGAAACACUGAUCUUUCUGCUAUGAAUUUCCCUAAUAUUGACUCCUCCCUACAAAACACUGACCUCUCUAACAGUGUUACUUCCAUUACUGACGAGGUCUCUGAUGUUAUCACUCCUCACCCUGACCUCCCUAGCCCCGAUGAGGCCUCCUUUCCCAAAACUGACAUCUAUCAACCUGCCCACAUUGGCCUCUCCCUUCCCCUUCACCUGAAAGUUGACUUGCCAAGCCCUGGCCUGUCUGUCACUGAGAACCUCCAUCCUUUCGAUCCAAGUGCCGAUGACUUGGAGCGUUCUCACCCUGACACCGCUGACCAGGAUUCAACAGUUAAUCUCUCAGUCGAAAUUCCUGACACUAUCAGUGACAGACAGGAAGCAGGGAUGCAGGAAGACGAGUUGGAUAGGGGUCUGGCAGCAGCAGAGACGGGCAGACAGUGUGAGGGUGGACAGGAGCCACGGUGGGAUACAGAACAUAUCCCCAGAGGCCCUCAGGAAAACGAGACUGGUGAUGUCAUAGUGGUGGCUCCUCCCAAUCAGGAAGAGGACCUGGAUGGGCAAGGGGAAGUGGGUGUGCCCUAUCAAGAAUGUAAAGAUGGAGGACUAAUAGAAGAAACUAAGGAAGAGUUGGAGCAAUGGAGAGAGGACAGGCAAAGACAGGAGGAAACGGCAGAGAAGGCGAUAGAAAAGGUGGCAGCGGGCAGACUGAACUUGGAGGAGGUGGAAGUUGAGGGGCAGGAUGGAGAGAAAGUUGCAGAGGCACUGAAGGAGGAAGGGAAGAGAGGGCUGCAGGUAGAGUACCUUGAGGUAUUGGGGCAGAAGGAACAGGUGAAAGAAGAGAUGGAGGUGGAGGUGGAACAGCGUCCCCAGUUGCCUGCCAUGAAACCAGACUCACCUGUUCAGCAGGACUGUGUGCCUCAGGAAUGUGAUCCAGCCCCUCCCUCACCCACGACUGAAGGGGCGGAGCUCCCACUCAACCGGAUAGUGGCAACAGAGAAACACCCCUGUGUACUGUUUUCAGAAGAGAAAACGGCAGAAAAGGAAGAUCGCUGGACUGCCAACAUACACAACACACAGAGAGAAAGCAUUCUCACUGACACUGUUUCUGAGACCACACACACACUCACUGACACCGUUACAGAGGCUGCACACACACUCACUGAUACAGUUACCGAGGCAGCACCCACACUCACUGAUACAGUUACAGAGAGUGAACACACACUCACUGACACAGUGACAGAAGAGAUAGACUCCACACACACUUCCACACUCGGUGACACAUCUACAGGAACAGAAGACCUUCUACCGUCCUUUUCCUCACCAGCCCCUGCUGUACAGGCCAGUCGCUUCCUGGAUGACCUGUCGGGUCCCUGGGGGCCUGCAGAAGAGAGUGUGAGUCCGGAGGUUGAGGAGGACCCGGACACGAUGAACUCCGGCUACGGUGUCCUGAGCACCACCCUCACGGUGAAGCCCGCCGUGCCGCGCGACGUGAAGGAUGACGGGCGGCAGCGCUUCCACAAAGUGUCCCUGGUCAGCGGCUACGACGAGCCGGGCAGGGACCGCAGCUCCAGCCCUGUCGCAGGGCGGUACGAGCUCGAACGCAGUCCCACCGGGUCGGAGACGCUGAGGGUGUUCCUGUCCCGGGAGGAGAAAUCCGAGCCACAGCCUGGCUCAGAAUCCCUCGGUCCCUUAAAGUCAGGCUACUCCCCCGCCUUCCUGGACACGCCACGCCUCCCUUCCGCCGACACCAACCACGGAGCGGGUUUCGCCGCGCCCUCCCCGGAAGAGCCCGGUUCCUACGGCAACGGCGGCUCGUCGAGCGAGAGGAGCGAAGUUCACUCGAGCUGGGAGCCUGAGCCAGGGAGGUGGGACAGGGCGGAGCUAGCAGCACCUGCGGAGGAGCGAGGGAGGGAGGGAGAGAUAAAUUCAGGCUCGGACUCGCACUGGCUGACAGACGGCGGCUUCUCCCCUACGCAGGCGGACGUCCCUUUCUCCGGAGUGUUCACAGCCACGCGAGUGAACCUGCUGCCCUCCCCCACCUCCCCGGACCUGGGCUCCCCCUAUGACAUGGACACCCUGGUGGACACGCUCAAGAGCAUGGACCCCCCUCAGAGACCCAGACUAUCGAGGCCCCCACCCUUAUCCACCAUGGCCUCCCUGCCCCCCAUCGUGGAGGACUCCCCGGUGCAGGCGCCCAAGGUGCAGAACGGGACCAGCAGCCCGCUCAGCCUGCCCAUGGACCUGGGGCUGAAGUGGAACUUGUCCAAGGACCCGGUGUCCCCGCUGGAGAUGAUGAAGAGGCAGGCCGAGGUGGACGGCGGGGACCAGCGCUCGCGCCCCCUCCCGCUGCGCGCCUCGGCCGACAGCAGCAUCGUCUUCCGCAAGAUCCCCCCAGCCAGCCCGUCCCCCGAGGGCCCCGCCACCUCCCCCCAGCUGAACGGCGGCCCCUCUCCCAGCCCCUCCCGGCUGGACGGCAGCCUGCUCUUCUCCAGCUACCGGCUGGAGAACGGGAAGCCCCAGUCCACCCGGCCCCUGACCCGCACCGCCUCCCUGCCCGACUCCGGCCCCAAGGAGCGCCUGAGCAGCGGCCCCUCCAUGUCCGCCGCCGACCCCCAGACCACCUCCCGCUACGAGCGCUUGUCCUUCCUCAUGUCCCCCUCCGCCUCCCUGCCCGACGCCCCGGAGCCCGCCCGCAUCAGCCGGCCCCCGGCCCUUUCCCUGGGCCCCCUGGGGGAGCUGGGCUUCAGCCUCGGGCCCUCCAGCCCUAUGGACCUGCUCCACUCGCCCUCAAUGGAGUCCCACUCCAUCCUGCAGCGCAGUCUCAGCGUGGAGUCCCCCCUCGCUAAAAUGGGCUCCUAUAUACCCCCCCAGCAGGAGCCAGAGAGGCCUGCCGUCAUCAAGUACAGGGCUUUCCCCGAUGCCUAUCGCACAAAGGAGAAGGAGCAUGGCAAGCUGAACCCACGCCCGGGAAAGCUGUUAAUCUAUACUCAGCCAGGCUUGAAGGGGGAGAGGAUUGAGAUACGAGGCGAUGUCCUCGAUGCCACGACCUGGGAUCUUCCAGAAACCAUCUACAUUCGGGUGAUCAGAGGAGGGUGGGUUCUCUACGAGAAACCUAACUUCAAAGGGGAAAAGGUUGCUUUGGAUGAAGAGGACGUUGAGCUCCCCUACCCAUUCCGAUCACCAGAGGAAGAGCAGGAAGUGGAAGGUGAAAAGAAUGGCCAAAAGGAAGGUGAAGAGGAAGUGAAGUCACAGCCCAGCAGGAAGUUUGUCAUCGGCUCCCUGCGCAGAGCAGUUAGGGAUUACAGCGUUCCUGAGAUAAGCCUGUUCCCUGAGGAGAAUGCGGAAGGGAAGAAGGUGAUCUUCAGGGACACGUCGGAGGACGCCCGGAUCUUCGGCUACCCCGUCAAAGCCAACUCCAUCAUCAUCAAAGCUGGGCUGUGGCUGGUGUACGCCCACCCGUUCAUGCAGGGAGUCCCGCGCGUGCUGGAAGUGGGCGGGUACACCAAUCCAGCCGCCUGGGGUGUCACCAAACCUUACGUGGGCUCUGUGCACCCGCUCAAAAUUGGGGAACCAAGAGUUGAGAAACCCAAUGAGCCAAAGUUGGUGGUCUUCGAUAAGCCUUACUUCUCAGGGAAGUCUCGUGAUGUCUACACCCAUCUGCGUGACUUUCUGACUCGCACGGAUAUGAAGCAGACCGCUUUCAUGAGCAGCGCCGGCUCUAUCAAAGUAGUUGGAGGCUGCUGGGUGGGCUACUCCAAAGAGGGGUUCCGGGGGCACCAGUACCUGCUGGAGGAGGGCGAGUACCAGGACUGGAGAGUGUGGGGAGGCUGCGACUCGGAGCUGCGCUCUGUACGCCUCAUCAGAGCGGACUUCACCGAGCCCGUGCUGGUAAUGAUCGCCCAGCCUGAGGAGGAGGAGCAGGAGGAGGAGAAGAUGACCUUCGAGGUGACUGAGGCCAUCCCGGACGUGGAACCCUUCAACUACCCCACCUCCACCCAGUCCAUCCACGUGCUGAGCGGGGCGUGGAUUGCCUACUCCCACGUGGAUUUCUCAGGUAACCAGUAUAUCCUCGAGAAAGGUUUCUACAACAACCCUGGGGACUGGGGAGCAUCAGACAACAAAAUUUGCUCUAUACAGCCCAUCCUACUGGCUCCGACUGAAACUCCCACCAACAGGAACCAGGUCCUGCUGUACUCUGAGCCAGACUUCCAGGGCCAGUGCCAGCUGUGCCAGGAGAACAAGGACUCUCUGCCAGAGGAGUUCCUCAUAAAGUCCUGCAGAGUGCUGAGGGGCAGUUGGGUGGUGUAUGAGGGGCGUGAGUAUUCAGGAAACCUGUACAUCUUGCCAGAGGGGGAUUACCCAAAUCUCAACAGCAUGGGCUGCCCUCCCAGCUGUUCCCUGCGCUCACUCAAGAUUGUCCCGCUGAUUUUUGCAGUGCCUUCCAUCUCUCUCUUUGGGCUAGAGUGUUUUGAAGGUCGUGAGGUCACUCUGGAAACAGAGAUGGGGAACCUCGUAGACGAGGGCUUCAACAACCACGUGCUGUCAGUCAGGGUCAACAGCGGCUGUUGGGUGGUGUGUGAGCACAGUAACUACAGGGGGCGCCAGAUCCUGCUGGAGCCCAUAGAGGUCCCCAACUGGCUCAAGUUCAGUGGGAUCCCCACUAUCGGCUCCAUGCAUCCUAUCAGACAGAAGCGUCACUUCUUCCGCAUCAAGAACCAGGAGCGCGGUCACUUCAUGUCCAUCCAGGGCGGGGUGGAGGAGAUGAAGUCAGGUCGAGUUGUGGUGACGGAGGAGGUGGAGAGCAUGAGUGACAUCUGGUUCUACCAGGACGGCCUCAUUAAGAACAAGCUGGCCCCCAGCAUGUGUCUGCAGGUCAUGGGGGAGGUGGAGGAGGGGGCGAAGGUGGUGCUGUGGUCUGAGACGCGCCAACCCAUCCAGCUCUGGACCGCCCAAACCAGCGGAAUCAUCCGGAGCCUGACCUUCCAGGGCAUUGCGCUCGACUUGAAGGGAGGGAAGACUUAUGACCGGAACCACGUGAUCAUUCACAGGGAGAGUGAGGAGAGACCCACCCAACAGUGGGAGAUUGAGCUGUUAUAGCCCCGCCCCUCUCCUCUCCUGCUCUCGCCCUGCCCCUGGCCCUUGGGAUAACCUCCCCAAACCUGUAGACCUCAUAGCAGGAGUGCCCAUUUUGACUUGCCACAGAUGGAUAUCACUUGUAGGGGGCACUGUUGAGCCCACCUGCUUUUCCCCUCAGUUACAUAGGCCCACUUUUGAAUGGCUCUUUUGGGUUACUCUUGAAACCUUUCUUUUGUAAUGUAUAGUCAUUCAAGGGCCUCGGUGUUCUGUGGAGAAAUAACUCAAUUGUACAUACUUUAGAGAAUAUUCUGUGGGAAGAAAACCCUGUUCUGUGAGGAGAGAAACUGCUUUCUGCGACAAUUCCCUUUCUGUCAGGAGAAAACAUCCUUUCUGUGAGAAAUGAACCCACUUUCAUUCAUCAGAAAAAGGAAUGCAACCUUGAGAGAAUGGAAGAAGGAACAGGACAACAGAUUUGCACCUAGUCUGCUCUGUGCAUAGACUCCAGCUUGUCCGACAGUGGAACCGCCAUUCUUGUUACAUCUUUUUGAAGUGACCUACCCAUCAUGCCCAGGGAGAAAAACGGGGGAAGUAUAGGCAAUCACUGGCCAUUCUCCCAUUUCAUGCUUGAAUACAGUCAUUCUGUGACAGAUAGAGAAAUUAAAUCUGUUGUACAGAACCAAAUGGAAUUACAUGUCUUCUGUGCACACAUGGACUUAUGUAGUGCUGCAAGGCUCUACCGUGUGCACAAUGUGUCUGCAUUUACAGAGUUAUUAUACUUGUUUUAUUUGUGUUAUUCUAUUUCUUUUAUAUUAUGGGGUGAAAGCUAUUUUUAUAUUCAUUAUGUAGUCAUAGUAUCCAGAGAGUGCCUUGGAGAAGCCACUCAGGGUUAAAUGCAAGUCAGUGUUGACACUAUUUUUUAUUGUGGUGUUUUAUUUAUGUGGUCUUCUAAUGGUUUGGUAGUAUUACUGUUCCGUGAAAAGUGUCAAAGUCCAUAUUCGUAUUUGAGUUAACAAAAAAAUAUGUCUAUAAAAUAUUGUAAACCUGUCCCAAAACUGUACUUUAUAAUGGAAAAACUACAUUGUGAAAAGUUUUUGUAAUUGGGAGUGGUUUUCAAAUAAAAGGAAGUAAAAUAAAAAUAAAGGUUACAUGUAUUGAAUGCAUUAAAAAUGCUAACUUCAGCUGA
Molecule: messenger RNA, 10032 nt
Organism: Conger conger (European conger)
Lineage: Eukaryota; Metazoa; Chordata; Actinopteri; Anguilliformes; Congridae
Gene: crybg2
Product: crystallin beta-gamma domain containing 2
Exons: 22
Coding region: 165-8870 (2901 amino acids)
Source: RefSeq, a predicted model, not a curated record